Molecule: messenger RNA, 4402 nt
Organism: Teleopsis dalmanni
Lineage: Eukaryota; Metazoa; Arthropoda; Insecta; Diptera; Diopsidae
Exons: 2
Biological process (GO): DNA integration
Molecular function (GO): zinc ion binding; nucleic acid binding
Source: RefSeq, a predicted model, not a curated record
AUGUUCCAUCUAUCUACAAAUUUGGCGGGUGAGCCGAAAGCCCUCAUACGGCAUCUGCCAAUUUCCGAGCAAAAUUACAAUAUAGCUUGGGAUAUUCUGUCAAAUCGGUAUGACAACAAACAACUCUUGGUGACAGCAUUACUAAAUAAAUUGUUAUCACAACCAAAUAUAACAAUUGAAUCAGCAAGCAGUCUUAAGGGCAUACAUGAUGUUACAAAAGAAUGUUAUUAUGGAUUAGCAGCUCAAGGUAUUGAUGUUAAAUCUUGGGACGCCAUAAUGGUUCACGUGAUUAUUAGAAAGCUAGACAAAGCUUCACAUACAGCAUUCGAGCAAUCGUUAGAAGACAGCCGAAGAAUAAUUUCAUUAAAAGAAUUAUUGCGGUUCCUAGAAGGAAGAUUUCAGGCAUUCGAAUCAAUGACGAAUGGAAACCACAAACAAAGUCACAAACCACGACAUCCAGCAGUAGCACUUGCAGCUACAGACUCAGGAUCAAAAUGUAUUACUUGCAAUAGUAGUCAUCAAUUAUUUUCAUGUGAAACUUUCAAACGUAAAUCCAUACAACAGAAGUAUGAUUUACUAAAACGUCAUAAAUUGUGCACAAACUGCAUGAAACCUGGUCAUAUGGCAUUACAAUGCUCCAGCAGGAGUUGUACUAUAUGCCAAAGAAGACAUAAUACACUGUUGCAUCAAAAUAGACACCCAGUUCAACCAUCAAAUCAUAAGUUAGUUGAAAACACUUCAAGGCCACUUGCACAAACAACUCUAAUGUCAUCCAUCAAUCAUGGUCAUACCAGUUGUGUUCUUUUGGGAACAGCAAAACUUUUAGCAUCUAACUCUAAUGGAAGAACAGUCGAGUGCAGAGUAGUAUUGGAUUCAGGUUUACAAAUAAAUAUUGUGACUGAACGAUUGGCAUCCAGAUUGGGUCUGCAAGUAAGCUCCAGUUCGAUUUGCAUCGAAGGCAUAGGGAUAGGUAAAUUGAGUUCUAAAAGUCGUACAACACUUUCUGUGCAAUCAAAAGUGACCGAUUACAAAAUAAUACUUGAAGCAUUUGUGUUGCCAAAAAUUGUGUCCAAUCAACCAUCGCAACACUUACAAAUUUCAAAUUGGAAUCUGCCCAAUAACAUCCAAUUAGCAGAUCCUACAUUUUAUAAGUCUGAUAAAAUUGAUAUGUUGCUUGGAGCAGAAUUUUAUCAUCAACUCCUAAGUCCUGGUCAAAUACAACUUUCAAGGGAACUACCAAUUCUACAGAACACUGUGCUCGGAUGGAUCGUUGAAGAAGUUGAUACUCACUCAAAGGUCUUGUCAAUAGCAGAGCAACAAUGUGAAGCUCAAUUCACUCAAACUACAUAUCAGAAUGUUACGGGACGAUUCAUCGUACGUCUUCCUUUUAUAAAUGACAGAUUCGCUUUGGGAGGUUUGAAAGACAUUGCUACAAAUAGAUUUCUAGCACUAGAGCGUAGACUUUCAAAGGAUAGUCAUCUCAAACGACAAUAUGUAGAGUUUUUAGAUGAAUAUGAAAAAUUGGGACAUAUGACCGAAAUAGAUAUUGAAAGGAUUAUGUCACCACAUUACUUUAUCCCACACCAUUGUGUGCUUAAACCCGACAGUACCACCACUAAGUUACGUGUGGUAUUUGAUGCAUCAUCCAAAACAACAUCAGGGCAAUCUCUCAAUGAUUUAUUACAUAUCGGACCAACUGUUGAAAGUGAAUUACUGUCUAUUUUAUUACGAUUCCGUCUUCCUCGUUAUGUGUUUACAACAGACAUUGAAAAGAUGUACCGACAAAUACUUGUACAUCCAGAAGACAGACAAUGUCAGCUUAUUGUUUGGAGAAAUGAACCAAGUCAACCUAUAAGGUACUUUGAACUCAACACAGUAACAUAUGGUACUAGAUCAGCACCGUAUCUAGCAACCAAAUGUUUGCAAGUUUUAGCUGAUGACAAUAUGCAAAAUUAUCCAUUAGGUGCAUCUGCUUUCAAACAAAACUUCUAUGUAGAUGACUGUUUACACGGGGCAGAUAGUCUGAGAUCAUUGUUGGAAACUCAGAGUCAAUUAAACAAAAUACUGACAGCAAGCGGUUUUAAAUUGCGAAAAUGGUGCGCAAAUCAUCCAAGUCUACUACAAGGAAUUCCACACGAUGACUUAGAAGUCAAUUUAGAUUUAGAAAAUAACGAUACAACAAAAACUCUUGGGUUAUCCUGGUGUCCAAAAUCUGAUAGUUUAUGCGUCAAGGUUAAAUUGGAACCUGUUUGCAGCACGACGAAGAGCAGUGCAACCUCAGAUUUAGCAAGGCUAUUUGAUCCACUAGGACUUUUGUCACCAGUUGUGGUGAUGGCAAAAAUCUUUAUUCAAGAAUUAUGGAAUUUAAAGAUGGAUUGGGAUGAAAAACUGCCGACUGAAUUACAUAAACAGUGGUUAGAGUUCCGGAACAAUUUGACAAAAGUAAAUUGUCUGCAGAUAUCUCGUCAUAUUUUCAAAGGCGAAGUUCCUGCCAACAUUCAAUUACACAUCUUUACAGAUGCAUCAGAAAAGGCAUAUGGUGCUGCAGCGUAUUUGCGAUCAACACUUCAGAAUGGUCAAAUUAUUGUACGACUAUUGUGCGCCAAAUCUCGGGUUGCACCUUUGAAAAGGUUGACAUUACCUCGUCUCGAACUUUGUGCAGCUGUGGUUGGCGCAGAACUAGCAACAAGAAUAAAGAACGAUCUACAAAUAAGAAAUUACCAGACGUUCUUUUGGUGUGAUUCACAAAUAGUGAUAUCAUGGAUCAACUCUCCAUCAUCAAAGUUUCACACUUUCGUUGCAAACAGAGUAAGCAACAUUCAUCAUUUAACAGCCACAAGUCAGUGGCGCCACGUCAGUUCGGAACACAAUCCAGCUGACAUUUUAUCAAGAGGCCUUGCACCCCAUAAACUACAGUCAUCAAUUAUGUGGUUUUAUGGACUUAUGUUCCUGCAUGGUCGGGAAGAACUGUGGCCUUCAAAACCAUCAUCAGCGCUAAAAUCCGAAACCCUCAUUGAUCCUGAACGAAAGAAGGAAACUCCAGUAUCUAUAUUAUCUGUUGUUGAAGGCACAGCAAAUCCUGGAGAGUUCAUAUACUCAAUACGACACAACAACUCAUUUGGAAGACUUCAACGGAUAUUAUCGUAUAUAUUAAGAUUCGUAAAAAGAACCAGAAGAAAACAAAAUGAUCAUUCAAGCAAUUUUUUGACUCCAGAUGAUCUAGAUGCAGCACAUCAGGUCAUCAUCAAAAGUAUUCAAUAUGCAGAAUUUAAAAAUGAAAUCAAAAUUAUGAAAUCUGAUGGAAGAAUAAAUAAGUCCAGUGCAUUGGCAUCACUAGCACCUUUUACUGAUAAUACGGGCAUCAUAAGAGUUGGUGGACGUUUGGAUGCAGCCUCAUUAUCGUAUGACGCCAAACAUCCUAUGUUGUUGCCUUAUAACAACCCCAUUGUCAAAUUAAUAAUGGAACAAGUCCAUAAGAAAUACAUGCACUGUGGUCCGCAGUCUCUCCUAGCUAACAUGCGUCAACGAUACUGGCCAAUUAAGGGCAAAUUGAUGGCAAGGUCAGUAGUACAACAUUGUGUACGUUGUACUAAAGUAAGACCACGAUUUUAUGAACAACUGAUGGGUAAUUUGGCAGCGACAAGAGUACAACCUGGGCGACCAUUUCUCACCACUGGAGUGGACUUUUGCGGACCUUUUUGGAUACAUUACAGAAUUCGAGGCAAGAAACCACACAAGGUAUACAUUGCUGUGUACUGUUGUUUUACAACUAAGGCAGUUCACCUCGAAGUAGUUAGCGAUUUAACCACAGAUGCAUUCAUCGGAUCGCUGAAACGUUUUAUUGCUCGAAGAGGACACUGCAAAAAUUUGUUUUGUGACAAUGCCACAAAUUUCGUGGGAGCAAGCAAUCAAUUACUUGAACUUGCAGACUCAAUUCAAACAAGCAAGGCACAAGAGAAGAUAAUUAACGAAUGUAAUGAAAGAGGAAUAACAUUUAAAUUUAUUCCUCCUCGUGCACCGCACUUCGGUGGACUGUGGGAAGCAGCAGUCAAAUCGGCAAAACACUUAUUGAUACGAAGUACUAAGACGACUUCACUAACAUAUGAGGAACUAGAGACUGUGGUAUUAGAAGUCGAAGCAAUACUGAACUCUCGACCAUUGACACCUAUGUCGAGUAAUCCGAAUGACUUGUCAGCACUAACACCUGGUCAUUUCUUAAUCGGAGAACCACUCACAGCAAUGGCAGAUGCAAAGGCCCAAUCAGGAAAUAUAAAUCUGGUGACAAGGUGGAAAUUAGUUUCUCGCCUCAAAUUGGACUUUUGGGAACGUUGGAAAACCGAGUACCUCACUGAACUACAAUGUCGACACAAAUGGAAAGCAGCCAAUCCAAAUAUAAAAAAAG